Anneissia japonica is the source of this 523-nucleotide messenger RNA. RefSeq lists its product as uncharacterized. The transcript is spliced from 3 exons. Bases 152 to 484 code for a protein of 110 amino acids. The record is from RefSeq and is a predicted model, not a curated record. NCBI's taxonomy places the organism in Eukaryota, Metazoa, Echinodermata, Crinoidea, Comatulida, Comatulidae.
ACUUGGGAUAUUUAAGAAACUGUUUGAUAUUUUAGAAAGAGAUGUCCACGAUAUUGACUGUCAAAUAUUUUAUUUGCGACAGAAGACUCUUGAUCCAACUAGUGAUCAUGAAUUGACAGACUUCGAAACAGCCAUUUCAGAGGCCGCCACAAUGAGAAACAACAGUAUUACUAAAAUCAAAUCCUUGAAUGACGCUAUUGAGCAGAUGCGGGAUGAACUCCCGUUAUCAAUCCUUGCUAAUAGUGAUGUAAUGUCCAACAAAGUAGCAGACAUCUGCUACGAAAUUGCUGUAAAAGAACAGAAGGUGAAAGACUUGGAAAAUCAUAUAGAUCAAGAGCUGAAAUUCGCAAGUGGCCCAUUGGCAACAAGUAUGGAUGAUGUUUUGCAUGCUAAUAAAAUACCAAGACAACAAUACCAUGGGAAAAGCUUCGUUGGAAAUCAUGUUCACAAAGCCUGCAAGGUAAGUACUGUACCGUAUCAAUAACUACAUUAUUUUUGUAAUUGAAAACAAAUUUUUUUUGUU